Molecule: messenger RNA, 1367 nt
Organism: Solea senegalensis (Senegalese sole)
Lineage: Eukaryota; Metazoa; Chordata; Actinopteri; Pleuronectiformes; Soleidae
Gene: pts
Product: 6-pyruvoyltetrahydropterin synthase
Exons: 6
Coding region: 163-606 (147 amino acids)
Biological process (GO): tetrahydrobiopterin biosynthetic process
Cellular component (GO): mitochondrion
Molecular function (GO): 6-pyruvoyltetrahydropterin synthase activity
Source: RefSeq, a predicted model, not a curated record
UGGGGACAUGUGAGUUGUAUUGACGCCCUUUAUUCAGGCCAAUCACGCUGUGAUGUGAGUCACCAGGGGCUGGAUCUUUAGCUUCAGCAGCUUGUCUUUAUUAUCCCCCCUCUCUGCUGCUGCUACUGCUGCUGCUACCCAUCCUCUCCCCCGGUGUUGACCAUGGCUGAAUCCGCUAAGAGCGACUCCUCCGCGGAUCGUGUCGGAUACAUCACCCGCGUCCAGAGCUUCAGCGCCUGUCACCGGCUCCACAGUGCUUUGCUGAGUGAUGAAGAAAAUAAAGAAGUCUUCGGGAAAUGUAACAAUCCUCACGGUCACGGACACAACUACAAAGAGGUGAUGGUGCGUAGAAAAAUUGACCGUGUCACUGGGAUGGUCAUGAACCUGACGGACCUGAAGAGACACAUUGAGGACGUCAUCAUGACUCCACUGGAUCAUAAAAACCUGGAUAAGGACGUCCCGUACUUUGCCACUGUCGUCAGCACCACCGAGAACUUGGCUGUUUACAUCUGGGACAACAUGGUGAAGGUCCUGCCGCCAGACGCCCUCUAUGAAAUAAAGAUUCACGAGACGGACAAGAACAUCGUCACUUAUCGAGGAGAGUAGACGACGAAUGUUUUCCUUUAAGCGGGUUUUGAAGUGUGGUUUCAGUGUCAGUACUGACACAAGGAAAGAACAAGCUGCUUUUCCAAAGACACCUUAUCUCACUGUUAAACAGCCUUUUGUAAUUGGAAAUUGAAGUUUGUAAACCAAACCCCAUAUAGAAAACCGCUGGUCUUCUGUGGCCUUGUUUUGUAAAUCUGUGUCACUUGGGUCAAGGAUUUUACACACCAAAGUCACAAAAUAACAUAUUUACAUCUAAUGAUGUCUUUAAACACAUUUAAUGACAUACAGAUUAUAGUUUUAUUAUAUGUUAAUCCAUCAGAUUAUUUGUGUUUUUGUAAAUAAGUUUUGUUUAUGAUCAUGAAGCAGCAUUUCAGAAAUGGACAAUCACUUAUUUUGUUGUUUUACCAGUGGAGUAUUUUAUCGCAGUGUUCACUGAAAAAGUGUAAAAUGGUUGACAAAACGGCAAAAAUACUUAAUUUAAAUUAAUAAAACUUUUAAAAUUUGAAACUUUCUUAACAUAGCUUGUUAAAUUAAGCUUGAAUGGAAUAAAAUAAUCUGAAUAUUGAGUAUUUUUCUUUGAAACAAUUGUCAACCUUUUUUAAUUUUCCCAGUGAAAUUACACUGACUGUGGCUAAACACUGACACCUAGUGGUAGAAAAGUGCGCACCACAGUUUGUUGUAUUAAACUUUGAAGGACUGUUGAUUUUGAAUGGAAACAUUAAUUUUCGUAUAAAAUAAAAUGUACAAUUAUAAAUCAUUGA